Trichechus manatus latirostris (Florida manatee) is the source of this 3925-nucleotide messenger RNA. It is a transcript of the gene TRHDE, whose product is annotated as thyrotropin releasing hormone degrading enzyme. Gene Ontology annotation, molecular function: zinc ion binding; peptide binding; metalloaminopeptidase activity. The transcript has 19 exons. Lineage: Eukaryota; Metazoa; Chordata; Mammalia; Sirenia; Trichechidae. Gene Ontology annotation, cellular component: cytoplasm. The record is from RefSeq and is a predicted model, not a curated record. Gene Ontology annotation, biological process: proteolysis; peptide catabolic process. Bases 1 to 2982 code for a protein of 993 amino acids.
AUGGGGGAGGACGACGCCGCACUCCGGGCCGGCGGCAGGGGGCUCUCGGACCCGUGGGCGGACUCGGUGGGAGUGCGACCCCGCACCACGGAGCGCCACAUCACAGUGCACAAGCGGCUCGUGCUGGCCUUCGCCGUGUCCAUCGUGGCGCUGCUCGCAGUCACCAUGCUCGCCGUGCUGCUAAGCUUGCGAUUCGACGAGUGCGGGGCGAGCGCAGCGCCCGGCGCCGACGGCGGACUCGCCGGCUACCCCGCGCGCGGCGGCAAUGCGAGCUUCCCGGGACCCGCCCGGCGCAACCACCACGCGGGCGAGGACUCCUCGCAGCCCGAAACGGGCGAGGACGCCACCCCGGGUACCCCGUCUGCCCAGCCGCCGUCGGAAGAGGAGCGGGAACAGUGGCAACCGUGGACGCAGCUGCGCCUGUCUGGCCACCUCAAGCCGCUGCACUACAAUCUGAUGCUCACCGCCUUCAUGGAGAACUUUACUUUCUCCGGGGAGGUCAACGUGGAGAUAGUGUGCCGGAACGCCACCCGCUACGUCGUGCUGCACGCCUCCCGGGUGGCGGUCGAGAAGGUGCAGGUGGCCGAGGACCGGGCGGCCGGGGCUGUCCCGGUGGCCGGCUUUUUCCUCUAUCCACAAACCCAGGUCUUGGUGGUGGUGCUGAAUCGGACAUUGGACGCGCAGAGAAAUUACAACCUGAAGAUCAUCUACAACGCCCUGAUUGAGAACGAGCUCCUGGGCUUCUUCCGCAGCUCCUACGUACUCCACGGGGAGAGAAGAUUCCUUGGCAUUACUCAGUUUUCACCUACACAUGCCAGAAAGGCAUUUCCUUGUUUUGACGAGCCAAUCUACAAGGCUACUUUCAAAAUCAGCAUCAAGCAUCAAGCAACCUAUUUAUCUUUAUCCAAUAUGCCAGUGGAAACUUCUGUGUUUGAGGAAGAUGGAUGGGUUACGGAUCACUUUUCACAGACCCCUCUCAUGUCCACAUAUUACUUAGCCUGGGCAAUUUGCAACUUCACAUACAGAGAAACUACCACCAAGAGUGGGGUUGUUGUGCGAUUAUAUGCAAGACCCGAUGCUAUCAGAAGAGGAUCCGGGGACUAUGCUCUCCAUAUAACAAAGAGAUUAAUAGAAUUUUAUGAAGACUACUUUAAAGUGCCCUAUUCCUUGCCAAAACUCGGUUAUUAUGAUAGUGUUCUUUAUCCAAUUCAAAACUUCUCGGACCUGUUGCAAAGAUGUGCAUGGUUUGGUGACCUUGUGACUCCUGUGUGGUGGGAAGACGUCUGGCUGAAGGAAGGUUUUGCUCACUAUUUUGAAUUUGUUGGCACAGACUACCUCUACCCUGGCUGGAACAUGGAAAAACAGAGGUUUCUGACGGAUGUUCUACAUGAAGUGAUGCUGCUUGACGGCUUGGCCAGUUCCCAUCCAGUAUCACAGGAAGUGCUACAGGCAACAGAUAUUGACAGAGUGUUUGACUGGAUCGCAUAUAAAAAGGGUGCUGCUUUAAUUAGAAUGCUGGCUAAUUUUAUGGGCCAUUCAGUAUUUCAAAGGGGUUUGCAAGAUUAUUUAACCAUUCAUAAGUAUGGCAAUGCAGCCAGAAAUGAUCUCUGGAAUACACUAUCGGAGGCUUUAAAAAGGAAUGGAAAAUAUGUAAAUAUACAAGAAGUAAUGGAUCAGUGGACACUCCAGAUGGGUUAUCCUGUUAUCACAAUCUUGGGAAAUACAACAGCAGAAAAUAAGAUAAUAAUUACCCAGCAACGUUUUAUUUAUGAUAUCAGUGCUAAAACCAAAGCACUUACACUUAGAAAUAGCAGUUACCUGUGGCAGAUUCCAUUAACCAUUGUGGUAGGAAAUAGAAGCCAUUUGUCUUCAGAAGCAAUUAUUUGGGUGUCUAACAAAUCAGAGCACCACAGAAUAACUUCUUUGGACAAAGGAAACUGGUUGCUGGGGAACAUCAAUCAAACUGGCUACUUUAGGGUCAACUAUGACCUAAGGAAUUGGAGAUUAUUAAUUGAACAAUUAAUAAGGAACCAUGAGGUUCUCUCUGUCAGUAACCGAGCAGGUUUGAUCGACGACGCCUUCAGCCUUGCCAGAGCUGGCUAUUUGCCUCAGAAUAUCCCCCUGGAGAUUAUCAGAUAUCUGUCUGACGAAAAGGAUUUUCUUCCUUGGCACGCUGCCAGUCGAGCUCUUUAUCCUCUGGAUAAAUUACUGGACCGCAUGGAGAACUACAAUAUCUUCAAUGAAUAUAUUUUAAAGCAAGUUGCAACAACAUACAUCAAGCUUGGAUGGCCAAAAAAUAAUUUUAAUGGAUCCCUUGUUCAAGCAUCCUACCAACAUGAAGAACUGCGCAGAGAAGUUAUAAUGCUGGCAUGCAGUUUUGGCAAUAAGCACUGCCACCAGCAGGCAUCAACACUUAUAUCAGACUGGAUUUCCAGCAACAGGAACAGAAUACCACUAAAUGUUAGAGACAUCGUCUACUGUACAGGAGUUUCCCUACUGGAUGAGGAUGUCUGGGAAUUCAUAUGGAUGAAAUUCCACUCCACCACAGCAGUUUCUGAGAAGAAAAUAUUAUUGGAAGCUUUAACUUGCAGUGAUGACAGGAAUUUAUUAAACAGGCUCCUGAAUCUGUCCUUGAAUUCUGAGGUAGUGCUGGAUCAAGAUGCAAUUGAUGUCAUAAUCCAUGUCGCCCGAAAUCCACAUGGCCGAGACCUUGCCUGGAAAUUUUUCAGAGAUAAAUGGAAGAUAUUAAAUACCAGGUACGGAGAAGCAUUGUUUAUGAAUUCCAAACUUAUCAGUGGAGUUACAGAAUUUCUUAAUACUGAAGGAGAACUCAAGGAGCUAAAGAACUUCAUGAAGAGCUAUGAUGGGGUGGCCACUGCUUCUUUCUCACGAGCUGUGGAAACUGUCGAAGCCAAUGUGCGCUGGAAAAUGCUUUACCAAGACGAGCUUUUCCAAUGGCUAGGAAAAGCUUUGAGACACUAAGAUGUGUCUCCUGUAAAGAACUCAGCUGGGAAUUUCUGAGAAGACCUGCAUGAUGUGAAAUGAGGAAAAUAUGCUACAUGAAAAAUGGCCAGAAUUUCACAGUGUUAACGUGUGGGAGGAAUUUGUUGUUGUUGUUGUUUUGUUUUGUUUGUUUUUGUUUUGGGGGAUAUUUUUGUUUCAUUCAUUCUUUUUUGUUUUUCUACUGGGCAUUCUUCUCUAAAGAAGUUUUUGCAAGUGGACCUAGCCAUGGUUGCUUUAGCUGUACAUUCCUCGCUGUGCAGGACCAAAUAUGAUAGUGGUGCAUGUUGAUGUUACAGUCAUUUUGGGAAAACAUAUUCAGAAUAUUUCGUGCAUGGUUGUAUGGUCCUGCCUGUGUUCCAGCAUGCUUAUUUAAAAUGUCAGCGUUGUAUGUGAAUAUAUGUUACACCUAGAAUGGGCAUUAUGCAAAAGCACAAAGAUUAUCUAUGACAAUCAGUGUUGCAAUGAAAGAAACACUUGUUAAAAAGGUAAUUGUAUCCUCAGUUCUGGGAAAUGUGAGAAGUACAAUAGCCCUUUAAGGUAUUAAUGUCACUGAUUUUAGCACUUGGAUUGUCUGUCAAUGAUUAUUGUGCUGCUAACUCAUUUUCUUUUGAGUUAAAGCUGAGUAUUCUUUUAAAAAGGCAUAUAGUGUAUGCAUAUGUAUAUGUACAUAGGGAACCCCCAAAUGUGUAUAGUAUGUUGUACACUGCACAUGUGCAAAGAAUCACUUCAGAUCAAAGAAAAUUUAUCUCUUUUUAGAAAUGUAUGCAAACUUUGAAAGGCUUAAAAUAAUUUAUCUUAACACUAUCCUUCCUGAAAAUUUCCUGGUUAAUUUCUCAACUGGUGUGAGUUUUUGUCUACUUCCUGAACAAUGGUCUAUUCUACUAUGUGAAGAUGAAUUCCAACAAAAUUUAUGUAUAAACUA